Messenger RNA from Rhinocladiella mackenziei CBS 650.93, 288 nucleotides. RefSeq lists its product as uncharacterized. Bases 1 to 288 code for a protein of 95 amino acids. The record is from RefSeq and is a predicted model, not a curated record. NCBI's taxonomy places the organism in Eukaryota, Fungi, Ascomycota, Eurotiomycetes, Chaetothyriales, Herpotrichiellaceae. The transcript has 2 exons.
AUGGGCCUUGAGGACUCGAAGUCCAAUGCCGUGAGGGUGGCCACGAUCCUGGGAUCUUCACCCAAACUCCACUCCACCGUUCCAGACGAGGAUUGGGACAGCCAUGAGGAAAUUCGGCUCUAUGUCCUUAGCGUCGGAGCACUCUCUGCUACAUUGGCAAGUGAAGAUUAUACGUGGAUUGUGACCGAGAUCGCCUUUUGGUCCAUCGCUGGUCUGAGGUAUUGGGACUUGAAUUUUGGCACUUUCCUUACACUGCCCGAGAAGUUCUUCUACCUGGAGUCGGCUUAG